Molecule: messenger RNA, 2085 nt
Organism: Onychomys torridus (southern grasshopper mouse)
Lineage: Eukaryota; Metazoa; Chordata; Mammalia; Rodentia; Cricetidae
Gene: Otc
Product: ornithine carbamoyltransferase
Exons: 10
Coding region: 56-1081 (341 amino acids)
Biological process (GO): L-citrulline biosynthetic process
Cellular component (GO): mitochondrion
Molecular function (GO): amino acid binding; ornithine carbamoyltransferase activity
Source: RefSeq, a predicted model, not a curated record
UGGACUGUGAUGGGAAUAUGUAAGCCAAAUAAACCCUCCUCUCCCCACGUUGAUUAUGGUGAUUAUCACAGCAAUAGAAGGCAAACUACAAUGGUGUGGGAAGCUGCUACAGAGCCAAGUACAGCUGAAAGGCCGUGACCUCCUCACCCUGAGGGACUUCACUGGAGAGGAGAUUCAAUACAUGCUAUGGCUAUCUGCAGAUCUGAAAUUCCGGAUAAAGCACAAAGGGGAGUAUUUGCCUUUGAUGCAAGGGAAAUCCUUAGGAAUGAUUUUUGAGAAAAGAAGUACUCGAACAAGACUGUCCACAGAAACAGGCUUUGCUCUCCUGGGAGGACACCCUUGUUUUCUUACCACACAAGACAUUCAUUUGGGGGUGAACGAAAGUCUCACAGACACGGCUCGUGUGUUAUCUAGCAUGACAGACGCAGUGUUGGCUCGAGUGUAUAAACAAUCAGAUCUGGACACCCUGGCUAAGGAAGCAUCCAUUCCAAUUGUCAAUGGACUCUCAGACUUGUAUCAUCCUAUCCAGAUCCUGGCUGAUUACCUCACACUCCAGGAACACUAUGGCUCUCUCAAAGGCCUCACCCUCAGUUGGAUAGGGGAUGGAAACAACAUCCUGCACUCCAUCAUGAUGAGUGCUGCAAAGUUCGGGAUGCACCUUCAAGCAGCUACUCCAAAGGGUUAUGAGCCAGAUUCUAAUAUAGUCAAGCUGGCAGAGCAGUAUGCCAAGGAGAAUGGUACCAAGCUGUCAAUGACAAAUGAUCCAUUGGAAGCAGCACGUGGAGGCAAUGUACUAAUUACAGAUACUUGGAUAAGUAUGGGACAAGAGGAGGAGAAGAAAAAGCGUCUUCAGGCUUUCCAGGGUUACCAGGUUACAAUGAAGACUGCUAAAGUUGCAGCAUCUGACUGGACAUUUUUACACUGCUUGCCUAGAAAACCAGAAGAAGUGGAUGAUGAAGUGUUUUAUUCUCCUCGGUCAUUAGUGUUCCCAGAGGCAGAAAAUAGAAAGUGGACAAUCAUGGCUGUCAUGGUAUCCCUGCUGACAGACUACUCACCUGUGCUCCAGAAGCCAAAGUUUUGAUGCUGUGAUGCAUGCCAAGAGAAAAACAAUGCUCUUUAGGAACAGAAUAAAUCAGUUUAUGGGAAAAGAGAAGAAUUUAAAAUGUAACAAAUCCCUAAUACAUGGAAUGAGUAAUAUAUGUUAUUGCUUUGUUAUUGUGAGACUGUCUUGAAGCCUCUCGUUUAAAUGCCAAGGCACUUUAAUAUUCUGCUUGACUGGGUUGAAACUCACUCUUCAAUUCACCAUUUCUGAAUUACAUUUAGGUAUCAUAUUAAUUAUCAUACACAUUUCCUUCUAUUAAACAUAAAUCACUAUGCUUACAAUGCAUAAUGUCUAACUCAUUAAAUGCAAUCUAUCCUUAUUACCUUAGUAAAUGACCAUUCAUUUAUAAUUUACAAUUUUCAGGCUGAUGAGGAAGACAGACAGUCACAGAGAGAUCAUGAAAUUCUUUAAAAAUAACAACUUAACCAUACUGAAGUAUUUUUCCAAUCAUUUAUCAGAAGAUGGUAGUCCUUCAAGAGCAUACAUUCCUCUGUGUAUUGACUACUUUAUAUUACAAGUGGAAAGAAGCUCUGUUAGCGUAUGGUGAAGCUAUGGGUACCCAUCCAGGAAUGCAGGUCCAUUAGAGACUGAUGUAGCCCUUGAUUCCAAUUUUUCCAGGAGCAAUUUAAUUUUUUCACAUCUGUGUUUAUCACAAAUCUACUCAUACCACGCAUUGACUAUUUCCAUAAAUCUACUAUUUGCCAUAUUUUAGCUUGUCAUUUUCUCCCUACCUGGGAUCAUCACAAUUUGAAUAGAUCUUCCUUUGUGGAUGAUCAAAAUUUGUGUCAUCAACUGACUAUGAUAUGAUUUUAAAUGUUUUUAGUUGAAACUUUAAAUAAGAUAGGUGGUUGUUCUUAAAAAUAACAAUUUUAGGCAGGACCAAAUAAUGUAAUUUAUGUUAUGUUCCACCUCUAUUUUAAAAAAUGUUUUCAGUCUGGUUGACUGAUAUUAUUUAACAGACAUUUAUGACUUAAAUGAGUAAA